AUGUAUCUGAUCAAAAGUCUCCAGAAGGAAGAGGCUGCAGGGAUCGCCAUGGCUGAAAGGCAUAGUAAGGAUAGCCUGCAGUCAUUCGUACAGUAUGCCCUCGGUUUUCCGGAGAUAAAGUCUCUUCAGGAUUAUGAGGCCAGCAGAGUGAGUGCUGCAGCAGAAGUCUCCUCUGAAGAUGAUCAGCUUGUUGGCUUUGGCUUACCAUCUAAGAGCACACGGAAGGAGAUUUGGGAUGGCAGAGGUGAUGGCUACGUGGCCUUUAUCAUGGAAAAGAGCUGCAUUCAAGGAACACGGAUGUAUAAGCUGCAGCAAUACUUGCGCAAGAAGCAUCAGUCUGCCUCAGCUACCACAAGGACCUCCACCAAACCCAUUGGAAUGGAUGAUGACAAAGAGUUGGAGGAGGCAAUGCUGAGUGUCUCACCUGAAAAACUUGAAGCCGACAGCUCUCCCUCUGCGGCACUGUCCAUACCCCCUUCCGACACAACUACUGAACUUCAAGCAUCAUCAGCUGAUGGUGCAGCCUUAAAAGAUGAGAAGAGCAAGGUUCCUGUGCCUGUACCAAAGGAGCUGUCGUUUCUACUGAAGGAGACCACAGAUCAAACACAAGGGCCUGAGUCAAAUCCAGGGCUCAGCACAAGUGUUGCUUGCACAUCUGUGCGCAAAGCUCUCACUUUUGAAGACAGCAAUGAAGAUGCUCCUUCAGCUCAGCCAGCCAUUCCUGUUCCAGUGGCUGGUUAUGAGCAUGAGCUGAGUACCUGGAACUGCUCACAACACCAGAAGCUGUGGAUGAAGACCGAGCUGCAAGAUCUGGGGCUGUGGCCUGGGUCUCGACCAGUGCGUAACCCAGGAAACACAAUUUCACUCUGGCGUCUCCCUCCACAACCUGAGCUCAUAGAUACUGUAGCUGAGCUCCCGUCACCAAAUUUUUUCCAGCUCCACCCCUUCUUCCUAUGGAAACCUGAGAGCAGCAUCAUGGCCAGGUUGAGGAACAAUUAUACCUUGCCAUGUUUGCAUGCUUGUGCUCUUCCACGUGUGGUCUCUGCUGGUGUGGGCAGGCCUCGAGUGAUUGUUGGCACCAGUGGUCAGUAUUACAUCCUGUCCUCACGACUCUGCUGCAGGGCUUGUCGCAGGAACUGGUUUGCUGACAAUCCACGAUGGCUGGAGAAACUGCCAAAUAGGUUUACCAACCUUCUCCCAGCCUUUCUAACUUACAAAAAGGCCAUCUGCAAGUCUGUAAUGGAUGAGCUGAGGCGCACUGGCAAAUCUCCAGCAGACAUGGCAAACCAGGUGAACGAACUCAUGCAUCUUAAGUUUAGACGAGCUCACCUGGCAUACCUGCAUGCCAUAGAAUCUGUCUGGGAUUCUGUAAAUAAGUUAUUUUUUACAAGAACAUCAACACAGUGUUCACUUUGAGCUCAGCUGUAUCUUUAUUUGUGUAUGCUUACCAUAAGCUGCUGGCCUUAAAUCUUGUUAUUCCUAAAAGACUUCACAUAAUGAAUACAGUCCAUGCUUUUUGUAUAGGAGUUACAGCUUUUAUCUUUUUAACCUUUCUGUUCUAUUUAUGUUAUAAUAAAUAUGACUGCU
Messenger RNA from Archocentrus centrarchus (flier cichlid), 1587 nucleotides. RefSeq lists its product as uncharacterized. The transcript is spliced from 6 exons. The coding region runs from base 1 to 1416 and encodes 471 amino acids. The record is from RefSeq and is a predicted model, not a curated record. NCBI's taxonomy places the organism in Eukaryota, Metazoa, Chordata, Actinopteri, Cichliformes, Cichlidae.